CCGCACAUUUUUGCCUUGAUUAAUUUUUCCUAAAGCCGGAUUCGCUUUGAGUGAGAAUCGAAGUCAAAACUGGGUCAACCUUUUAUCGCGUCCCAGGGCCGUACGGGCGUACGUGAAACGACACGGCGGACAAUGUCGGUCCCUGCCGUUCUUCCUCGUGCACGACUUCCGCGCCUGAACUUGAACUACUUUCAGACUAAUAUCGUUCUGCGCCUCUCGUCUAAAAUGCAUAAUGGAUGUUUUCAUUUCAGCGUGAAGAAAGAACCCACGGACGAGCCCAGCAGCCCUUUGGAAGCCACCAGUCCCGGUUCCAUCCUACGCAACAACAACGAGCAGCAUUACGCGGCAGCUGAUUCCAACAGUUCGACGCCCGCCAAGAGCUUCGUACCGUGCAAGGUCUGCGGCGAUAAGGCGAGCGGCUAUCAUUACGGCGUUACCAGCUGCGAGGGUUGCAAGGGCUUCUUCAGGAGGAGCAUACAGAAGCAGAUAGAGUACAGGUGCUUGAGGGACGGCAAGUGUCUUGUCAUCAGAUUAAAUCGGAACCGUUGCCAGUACUGCAGAUUCAAGAAGUGCCUAGCCGUCGGCAUGUCCAGAGACUCCGUGAGGUACGGCAGGGUGCCGAAACGCUCGAGAGAACGCGGCCCCGAGGACACGAUGGCGACGACCAUGACGACGACGACGACGACGACGACGAUGGCGGCCAUGGAGAUGCAGCAGCUGACCACGCCCGAUACCGGCAACAACAACGCCAGCAACAAGAACAACAAUAACAACAACAAUAACAACAACAACAACAACAACACCCAGAGCCAGAACGCGAUCUCGCGGGUACCGUCGGCGGCGGUGGUCGAGGCUGAUCAAUCGGACGCUGACGUGAAGCAGCUGGCCGUGUACGAUGUGAUUCAUCAGGUGUCGCAGGCUCAUCACGCUCAUUGCGGCUUCACGGAAGAGUCAACCCGGGGCCUCACGAGGAAACCUAUGAUAAUACCGCCCACCAGCCCGGAAGAUCCGGAGGCGGCGUCCUCGACCGCGGAAACGGUCGAGUCGCAGAGGAUCUGGCUGUGGCAGCAAUUUGCCACGAGGGUGACGCCGUCGGUGCAGAGGGUGGUGGAGUUCGCGAAACGGAUGCCGGGAUUCUGCGAGCUUUCGCAGGACGACCAGCUGAUCCUGAUCAAGGUCGGCUUCUUCGAGGUGUGGCUCUGCCACAUCUCCAAGAUGACCACCGACAACUCGAUGACCUUUGAGGACGGCACCUACUUCACCCGCCAGCAGCUGGAACUGAUGUACGAGCCCGACUUCGUGUCCGCGCUGAUGCAAGUCACGUCGUCGCUGAACGCCCACCAACUGACGGACACCGAGCUGGGCCUGUUCUCGGCGGCGGUGCUGCUGAACGAACGACCGGGGCUGAACGACGUCAAGGCCGUGCAGAGGCUGCAGGAUCGCGUGCUGGAGGCGUUGAGGGUGCAGGCGACCCGGCCCUCCGGCGAGAGCGCCGGCGGCACGGUCACCGCGAUCACCAACGUCUCGCAGAGGAUACCCGAGCUGCGAGCGCUCGGCGCCAGACACGUCAAUCUCCUGGAUUGGUUCCGCAGGAACUGGACGAAGCUCAAGUUACCGCCGCUGUUCGCCGAGAUAUUCGACAUUCCCAAGUGCGAGGAGGAUUUGCAAUGAAAAGCCUCUGUAAGCUGCAGCGAGGUAAUUCGAGACCAAUGAUGCCGUGGUGUCGGUGAGAAGCCGAGUCGCCCGAGCGCUUGCCGAGGCCGUUCCGAGUAUCUAGAAUCGUUCGUUUCAACUCGUAGAGUUAGCGAAACACGUCUAACACGGCCACGAGAAGAAGAAAUUCCAAUUGCAUGAAGAACGGGCGGUUGAAACGAGGAAUGAAGCGUGUCUGUGUGGAGACUGUCGCGGAGGGCAUAAGAAAAUGAAAGGGGAAGGAAAAGCGAAGACGCGCGAUUGUCGACGGCACUUCCCGCUGGCUUGGGUGUCCCGAUCGCUCAAAAGUCAGCGGGGAAAGGAAGCUUUCGGCCGAGGGAUCGCGAAGGACUUGCCGAAAUUAGGAAACGAAGAAAGGAGAGAGAAAGGGGACAAUUACAGGGCGCAAUCGUCGAUUGUAUGAAGCGAGAUCGAGCAGUCGAUACCAGGGUGAACUUCUGGAAGCGAUCUUUCAAGGAACCCCGUUCCCAGGAUGCCUCGAUCGCUCCAGCGAGUAACAGAAGAUGAUCUCAAGGGAGGAAAAGAUCACCUUUAAAGGGCCGCGCAAGCAAUAAGACGGAACUUGUCCGUGCAAGCUCCGCGCAAGCUCGGAGGACAAUUCGCAGGUGCAAUUUGCUCAAAUUCAACGGAAAACGGUACUUGUACUAUUCGCCAAGCAAUAGCACACACGCAUUACAGCACGCGCGUCUCCGAACGGGCGUGUACUUGAAAUACUCAAUCGACGAGGGAGAGAUCUUUCGCGCCGCCGCGUCAAGUAAACGGAUGGCUGUUUAAAGCGUUGCGAUGAGAGAACAAAAGCACAAAAGCGUAAGUCGAGCCAUGGACGUCCGUUCGUGCUCAAAAAAGAUUCUGUCCUUUAUUUUUCCUUCUGUUUCUUCAGAUAAUUCUAAGAUUUAAGAUAAAAAAAUGUAUACAUAUAUACACAGCGGCAAUAUAUACAUAUAUGUAUGUAUAUAUGUAUAUGUAUGUAUGUAUAUAUUGCGUGCAGUACCCGUCUGAGCGGCUAGAGUGGAAAUCGGCCAAACGAUAGCACAGAAACACCAACUAUACUCAACGGACAUAUCAGAAAUUAAGAUUACAAAGUGUUCCCUCGUGUAUUAAGCGUUGCCGAGCACGUAUGUGUCUCUUGCAGGUGUCGCGGCCGGCGUAAUUGCGAUCAGUUCAAAUUUCGAUGUUGCGGACACGUGGGGAAGGGCCACUUCAACGAACGGAUGCCUCUCACGGUGGAAGAGAAGGGCUACUUUUCGGAUAAAACUUGAAUUUCACGUGCGAACUUCUCUUUAUUAUACGUUUUACAAUUAAUUCGUAAUAAUAUACAGUAAUAAUAAAGUAGAUUCUUAAUUAUACACUCGUACAUAUACAUAUAUGUAACUGUGCAAGGGGUUGAAGUGCCCGCUGAAAUCGGUACAGUUUCAGCUGGAUUCUUAGAUCGCUAAUUGAUGAAUCGAGACCCCGUGUCCGCGACAUCGUGAGGCCGAACUUGUCGUUUCCGAUUCUUGAUCUGUCGCGAUACCGAGGUGAUGAUGAGCGAUUGUACGGCCGCGUAAAUGUAACGAGAACGCGCGUGCGAUUGGGCGCGAGGCUCGCACGAUACAAGCGCGAGCAUACAUGUACGCAUACAACAGCUAUGAGCUUACGUAUGUAGAUAAUGAGCGCGCGUGCGCUGAGAGGUAGCGUAUACAAAUUUCACGCUGUAAGGCCCGAGAGGAAAUCUUUAUAGGACGUAUCUCUUCUUAUAGGCGCAUCUGCUACGAAUUUCAAUCUAUGCAAUCUCUAUUUUUAUUACUCGACAAGUAGAAUAGCGAAUUAUAUCUCGAUAUAUAUACACACAUAUACAUACACACACACGUAUAUGUAUGUAUGUAUGUAUGCAUAUGUUUAUGUAUAAUUAUAGAUCGUCGCGCGACGCUUCGGGAGGCUGUUCUGGGCGGAAGCGCGCGAGUGAGAGAGAACCGGAAGGCGCGAACGGCGAUUCGGAUUAAAGUUCCUCAAUUAGUCACGCGGAAAAAAUUUGCACGUUUGCACGCGCUUAACGUCGCGGCGAACCGACGUCUGUGAUUUUGUAAACCGCGCCCCCGAGAUGACCGGCGUGCGAACGCGACGAGUCCCGGGCGUUUCGUACACGUGCUCGCGUACAACGAGGAGGUCGCGUACCGGCCCACACGUAACAUACACACGGCACCCCGGACCUUGACUCGCGAUUCCGCGCGGAACGAUCCUGCGGCGUACGCGCGACCGGCUCUUCAAACUUUAAACACUAAUGAACUUUCUGACAAUGACUAGCGUAUAAUGCAUAACAAUAUAUAAUCAUCGCUGAGCGUGCGUGCACGUAUUUGUGCACGUUUGUUUGAGUGUGUGUGUGCGCGUGCGUGUGCGUCUGUGUGCGACUUGUGCGCGAGUGCGUCGAAAUACUCAUCCGCGAAACAUGGAAUAGGAGAGCAAAAAGAAGUUUAUUGAUAUAGAUAUCACUGUUUUACCUAUACGCCGGGCGUGCUUAAAGUAACGUAAACCCGGUUUUAUUAUCGCUGUCACUCAAAUCUAAAGAGGAAUCGAAGAUACUGUCCUUGCGAUAUUAGAGGAAGGAAGGAUUUUCAAUCUUUUAUCACUCUAUCCCUUAUUCUCGCUCUUUCUCACUCUUUCUAAGCGCUCACAUCAAGUUGUGAAUAAACAUAUCAUACUUAAUUAAUAUAUUGGACAAAGAGGAUAUCACCGUUUAAUAUAAUAUAAAUAUAUAUAUACAAAUAU
This is a messenger RNA of Vollenhovia emeryi, 4458 nucleotides long. RefSeq names its product ecdysone-induced protein 78C (gene Eip78C). The record is from RefSeq and is a predicted model, not a curated record. The transcript is spliced from 7 exons. Gene Ontology annotation, biological process: regulation of DNA-templated transcription. Bases 133 to 1671 code for a protein of 512 amino acids. Gene Ontology annotation, molecular function: zinc ion binding; nuclear receptor activity; sequence-specific DNA binding. NCBI's taxonomy places the organism in Eukaryota, Metazoa, Arthropoda, Insecta, Hymenoptera, Formicidae.